GCCCGGCCCAGUGCAGUGGCAUCUGCCAAUAUCGGGUUCAAAGAGGUCAAGAGCAAUAUCCGGUGGCAAGGGAAACGCCGAUCUACGGACUUGACCACAAUUAGCCUUUGUCUGUAGGCGCCUGGGAAGAGAGAAGAGUGGGAGGCAGAAGAGCGAAGAAAUUUAUCAUUUUGGUCAUCGAUUCGCAGCACUCGUGAAGCGAUUUGCGGAGCUAGAUCGAUCCGUCGAAGCGUGUUGGCGAGAGGAAGAGUUUGAGUCGAGGACGAUCGGCUUGCGACGAGCAGUCACGAGGCUUCCACUCAAGGUUCCGAUGGCGUUCCGAUCCUUGGCGAGCAUGAAGCUCAAGGAUGUCCCCACAUUCGUGAAGACUGUGGUGACCAAGGACAAUGUGUCGAAGAACACAUGGAGUUUUCUGUACAAUUACAACCAAAAGUACAUUCAGACCGGCUCCAUCAAGCCUGUGAAUGAUGUCAUGAUGACCGUCGGACUUUUGGGUUACGCUGUUGGAUGGCCUACUGAGAUUCGGCAUCUGAAGCAUGCAGAGGAGGCUGCAAAGCACAAGGGAGAGAAGGGAGACCAUCAUUGAUUUGUAGACGCGUGUAUUUUGAGAAUCACUAUCGUGUUGUUCCAGAUGCUCCUGGAUCUUGUUGGAAGAAGGCUCCGCCAAGACGUCUCGGUUCAGGGUACUGAAGGCGAGAAAAUCUAUCCACCUUCGUGUUACUAUCAAGGACUCUGACUCAUCAACUUUCCAGCCGAUUUGUAAUAAGAGUGUUGAGAAAUAUAUCGGGACCCAUUACACCAUUUGAUUUGGGUUCGCACUAAACAAGACUAGAGAUGCUGUGAUUGAUUAUUAAUGUAUGUCUAAUGUUUAGAGUGUCUUGAUUCCAUGUUACAGUCCUCAGCAUUCACUUGUGGUCCGGACCUUGCGCUCCAAAUGGUUUUCAGCUUCGUGGAUGUGAAGUGGUAUUCUCUUUUCUUGUAUUUGCGUGGAUUUUCGCAAUUAUAGUGUACAGAUAUCAGAAGAGAACACAACAUUGUGUAGUACCGGAGUGAGCUUUUCUCCGAGCUCACUUUUCUCUGUAAACCUGACUUGAUUCGUCAUGGAGCGUUGUUUCAUGAGUUGAUUAUGUGAUAGUACAUUGAGGAGUGUUUGUGAACUUUCAGUAUUAAGUGGCG
Marchantia polymorpha subsp. ruderalis is the source of this 1176-nucleotide messenger RNA. The record is from the annotation of a GenBank genome assembly. NCBI's taxonomy places the organism in Eukaryota, Viridiplantae, Streptophyta, Marchantiopsida, Marchantiales, Marchantiaceae.